Messenger RNA from Lycium ferocissimum, 2374 nucleotides. Its product is annotated as U-box domain-containing protein 11-like. Gene Ontology annotation, biological process: protein ubiquitination. Gene Ontology annotation, molecular function: protein binding; ubiquitin-protein transferase activity. The coding region runs from base 166 to 2079 and encodes 637 amino acids. The record is from RefSeq and is a predicted model, not a curated record. NCBI's taxonomy places the organism in Eukaryota, Viridiplantae, Streptophyta, Magnoliopsida, Solanales, Solanaceae. The transcript has 4 exons. Gene Ontology annotation, cellular component: cytoplasm; nucleus.
AACUCCAUAGUUUCCUUUCCUCCCUCCAAAUUCCAAAAUGAAUUAUUUUUCCUCUCUCUUCAAUAUUUAAAUAAUUUCAAAAAAGACCCCCAACUCUUUUAACUAUAGCCUCAUAAGUCCCCCUAUUGUAGUUAUAGUGAAACUCCACCACCAAAAACAAUCACCAUGGCUGGAGACCACCCUAUUAACACCCCACUUCAGCUAGUAGAUGACGUGGCACAGAUCUCAAUUGAUGGAUUUAGUGGUAAAUUCAAGAAAGAUUGUACAGAUUUAGCAAGAAGAAUUACAGUUUUAGGCCAUUUGCUUGAAGAGAUAAAAGACUCAAAUGUCCAUUUGAGUUGUUUGAAUUCUUGUUUUUCUGAUCUGUCAGUUGCUCUUCAAGCUUCAAAACAACUACUUUUAACUGCUAAUGAUACCAAGAUCCACUCUGACGUAGCUGUGCAGAAAAUGCCUUUUCGGUUUCAAUGUGUGACGUGGAAAUUGGAGAAAGCCCUUGGUAGCUUCCCAUAUGAUCAUUUUGACAUAUCAGAAGAAGUACUAGAGCAGGUUGAAUUGGUCAGAGCACAGUUGAGACGAGCCACAGAAAGGUACGGUGGCCCUUUAAAUUCAAACUUAUUAUCUCGAGCAUUGUCACAACCACUGGACAAGGAGAUUGAUCUACUCCAUUCAGCAAAUAGUGGAAUUGGAACUUUACAUAUAGAAAAUAUUGGUAAUAUCGAUCAUGAAGUUAGGCCAAAAGUUAGACGUGUUCCUCGAGGUAGUGUUCCAGAUGGAAGUACUAGCACUAAGAUAGUACAGGAGUCGAAAAGAGUAGGAAAUUCAUCCAAAUUGCCGGAGGUUGAUGUUCCGGAGAUUUCUGGUUCGACCAGGGAAGACGACUCUCCAUUUAAGAGUCACGAGGAGAGGCAAAAGCCCAACUCUCCUGUAAUUCCUACAGAGUUUCUUUGCCCGAUAUCCCUUGACCUCAUGAGGGAUCCCGUUAUUGUGGCUGCCACGGGACAGACGUAUGAGAGGUCGUACAUACAACAAUGGAUAGACGGUGGGCACACAACAUGCCCAAAAACUCAGCAACAACUCCACAAUCUCACGCUCACCCCAAAUUACGCUCUGCGAAAUCUAAUUAUUGAUUGGUGUGCAAAGAACAAUAUCGAGCAGCCACCCGCAUUUGCAAAUCGGAAAAUAAAGAAAAGUGACGGAUCAUUUCGCUAUGUUAGUAGGGAAAUAGCAGCUAUUGAGGCAAUUGUCCGAAACCUUUCAAGCAGGUCCGUGGAUGAUUGCAGGGCUGCAGUAGCCGAGAUCCGUUCGCUUUCCAGAAGAAGCACAGAAAACAGAAUUUUGAUUUCUGAAGCAGGAGCAAUUCCAGUCUUGGUAAAAUUAUUGACAUCUGAAGACAGGCAAAUCCAAGAAAAUUCUGUCACUGCUAUUCUUAACCUUUCUAUAUUUGAUGACAACAAAGGGAUUAUUAUGCUUGCUGAUGCCAUUCCUUCUAUUGUUCAAGUCCUCAGAGCGGGGAGCACGGAAGCAAGAGAAAAUGCUGCAGCAACUAUUUUUAGUUUGUCGCUUGGAGACGAGAAUAAAAUAAUAAUAGGUGCGUCAGGGGCCAUACCAGCUCUCAUAGAUUUGCUUGUAACAGGAAAUGUCAGAGGGAAGAAAGAUGCUGCAUCAGCGUUGUUUAAUUUGUGCAUGUAUCAAGGAAACAAGGGUCGGGCUCUUCGGGCCGGGAUUAUACCGGCAUUACUGAAAAUGCUAACGGAUUCAAGCAGCUGCAUGGUUGACGAAGCUUUGACCGUUCUUUCAGUUUUAGCCAAUCACAAAGAAGCUAAAGCGGCCAUAUCAAGAGGUAACACAAUUCCUGUAUUGUUAGAUCUUCUAAGGACGGGUUUACCUCGUAGUAAAGAGAACACGGCUGCUAUUUUACUCUCUUUGUGCAAGAGAGAUUCCGAGAAUCUUGCUUGCCUUUGUAGGCUCGGUGCAGUUGUACCUCUUACAGAGCUCAUUAAGAGUGGCACGGAAAGAGCUAAGAGGAAAGCUACUUCAUUGUUGGAGUACCUCAGAAAGUCUCAGCAGCAUAGCAAUUAGGUACUACUCAUUAUUUGUUUCUUUCAUUCUUAUCUGGCCACGAACAUUACACGUUAUCUUUUAAGAGUGUGAUUUACGAAAACAAGCAUGAGAACAAGGCCAUUCUCAUUGCUUUAUAUAAAUAUAUCUAAUUUACUCAGCUUAUGAGUGUUGCAUAGAUUGGUUUCCUUGUUCUUGAUCUUUUUUCUUUUUUAAUUACUCAACGACCAGUUCAUUACAUUUGUUGCGACGAAGUUGUAUAAAUUAAUGUAUGAAGCAGGGCAUUUUGAUAUAUAUAUGGAGAAUUAAUUUGAUA